Messenger RNA from Tribolium castaneum (red flour beetle), 4502 nucleotides. It is a transcript of the gene Rrp5, whose product is annotated as Ribosomal RNA Processing 5. Bases 110 to 4438 code for a protein of 1442 amino acids. The record is from RefSeq and is a predicted model, not a curated record. Gene Ontology annotation, cellular component: nucleus; small-subunit processome; nucleolus. Gene Ontology annotation, molecular function: RNA binding; protein binding. Lineage: Eukaryota; Metazoa; Arthropoda; Insecta; Coleoptera; Tenebrionidae. The transcript is spliced from 19 exons. Gene Ontology annotation, biological process: rRNA processing.
UCGGGUGCAUCUUUCCGACUUGUCAACUGCCAUGUGCUUAUUUUGGAUUAAAAAGUGAAUUAAACACCGUUUUUUAAAAAAAGAGUGAAUUUAAAAUAUUUUGAGUAAUAUGGAGACAGAAAAUUUUCCCCGAGGAGGGAAAAAAAUUCAAGGCAAUGGUGAACAGACGAAACGAAAACAUGAGGAAAGUUUGUUCAAAAUUGCAAAACCACCAAAAGCAAAAAAGGCCCGGAAAGAGGUUGUACCAAGAAAAGAAAAAAUUACUGAAGACUUGUGGCAAGGUUCGAUAAAAUUACAAGGGACUUUAACAUACGAUAGGGUACAAGACGGAAUGGUAGUUCUAGCUUGCAUAAGACGCUUUUCGAAUUUGUCUGUGCAAGUGGAAUUUCCUGGCCUUACUUACGGGGCUGUGGCUAUCAACAACAUUUCAGAUGUAUUUACCGCCUCAAUAACAAAAGAACUGAAAGCAAAUAAUGAUUUAUCAUGUAUAAACUCUGUCAGAGAUAUGCUUUCUGUGGGACAAUUAAUACCAACAAAAAUAUUAUCUGUUAAUAAAGAAGAAAAGGGCCACAAAAUUCAAGCAAGCAUAAAUCCAAGAGACGUAAAUGCUGGCCGAAUACAUUCUUCAUUUAAAAAAGGCGCACUAAUAUGGGCUAACGUAGUGUCUAAACUUGAUCAUGGCUACGAAUUAACAAUAGGUGUGAACAAUUGCAGAGUCUUUUUACCUUUCAAAAAUACUGAUGAGUCGAAAAAUUACGUACUGGGAGAGCCUUUAUUCUGUGUAAUACACAAAGUAGUGAGUUCCAACAGUGCAACAACUUUGUCAGUCAGCGCAAAACACGAUCAUGUUCAUAGAGCUCUAAUGCAGGAUGAUCUAAGCAUUAGCGAUCUAAUUCCAGGGAUGAAAGUGGAUUUUUUUGUUGAAGAGAUAUUGCCUCAUGGAAUUAAGGGGCAAUUGGCAGAAAACUGCUACGCUUAUGUGGAUGAAACUUUCACAUUUUCACGGAUUAAAAAGGAAAGAAUCAAGGAAGGAAAAUCUAUACCAGCGUAUGUCUUGUUCGUGGAACCUGUUACUAAAGUAACAUACCUUUCAUUGCGUGGUCUUGAGAAAUUACCUGAGCCAGAAUUGACCAUCGGUCAAGUUUGUUCGGCCCAAAUUUUGUACAACGUGCCCAAAGGCUUAUAUUUGCAAUUGAACCAAACUGAAACGGGUUUUAUUUCGAACAAGCGUCUUUUGAAAACCUUGCCCAAAGGGGCAGAUGUAGACAUUGUCAGCGCCAUACGAAAAAAAUAUCCGAAUGGUAGUCGGCACCAAUGUCGUGUCUUGGACUACAAUCACAUGCAGCAGUUGUAUAUUUGCACAUUUGAAAAGCAAGUAAUUAAGGAAAAAAUAUUCACUGUCAGUGACUUAAAAAUAGGACAAGCAGUGACGGCACAAGUGACUAAAGUGGUUACAAAUGGCUUGAUUACCAAAGUGGGGCAUGUGCAAGGGUUUGUGCCAAAUUUGCAGCUGUCAAAUGCUAAGUUCACCCAAAAUAUUAAAGCGAAAUUUACGGUUGGGAUGACUGUAAAUGCGAGAGUUUUAAAUAUCACGGACGGGAAUGUAAUUCUCACACUAAAGCAAGGUUUAGUGGAGUCUGACAAGUGUUUAGCGACACUUGAACAGCUUAUCCCUUGCUCUCAAUAUGUUGGUUUCGUCGUUCAAGUGAAAGUAGCAGGGGCGCUGGUUGCGUUUUAUGGAGAUAUUAAAGGUUGGAUCAGCAAUAGAGUCUUGAACCAUGCCAGUUCUGGGCAUUAUUUGGAUCCACGUGAAUAUUUUUUUAUAGGACAAGUGGUGACUGUGUGGGUUUUGGGGAUCAAAAAUGAUAAGCUACACUUGUCGUUGAAUGCGCCAAAAGGACAAAAUAAACACAAGAUAAAAAUUGGACAAACUGACAAUGGUUCAGUUACAAAGAUUCAUUCCGAUGGACUUGAUGUGAAACUUUCAAAUUAUGAAGUUAAAGCCACUAUUCCGUUGGCACAUUUGAGUACGAAUUUAAGUUUGUGUCCUGUUUUAUUAAGAUCUUAUCAAGUAGGACAAGAGAUAGAAAAUAUCAUAUGCAUUAAAAAUUCUGGUGUUGCACCUGUAAUGAGUAGAAGAGAAUUUAUCGAAUUAAAAAAUCAAACAUCCAACAAACAUGCAAACAAAAUUCCGAAAUAUCGCCACUUGAGAAAGGGGGCGUUUUUAAGAUGCUCAUUUGAAGGAGUUGGAGACGGCGGAAUUUAUGUCUCCAGCCCUAUACAAGAUUAUCACGAAAACAUAUUCGUAGCAAAUGAUAACAUAAAUUACAAGCAAGGAACGUUACCCGAAUUUGAAAAACAACAGUCUAUUAUUGCAAAAAUUGUAAACCUAGAAGCUGGUAUCAAAAAAAUUGAGUUGUCCAUUGAUUGUCAAAAUAUGGUAAAUCCAAGCCUAAUUGAUUCUUUAAAUACACUGAGCGCAACACUUGAAGAUUUAAGUUACAUUUUAGAGCUUCGCAGCCAACAAAACGAUAAACUUACUGAGUAUAAAAUCGGUCAACGAGUGAAAUGUAAGGUAAAAAAUGUGGAUGAAGACGGAAAUGAAAUCGCAAUUUUACCAAACGGUGUUGAGGGUAGAGUUUCCACUUAUUUAAGCACAUCAAAUGCGAAAAUUGGUUCGGUUGUGGAGGGCGUUGUUUUGGAUUACAAUUUUGACGAAAACUACGUCUAUAUUUGUUCGAACAACGCUCUUAAAGAAAAAAUCAACAAGGUACAAGAUGGUGUGAUUGCGAAACCUUUUGGCUCGUCUUCUGUGGCAAAAGUAUUGUUAAUUACAAAGUUUUACGUAUUGGGGGUUUUGAAACAUACUCAAUUCAACAAGCAGUUGGUAUAUUUACCCCUCUUUGAAAAUGCUGUUUGUGGAAAACAAAUAAAAGUUGUUGUCGAUAGAAAUGCGGGAAAUAAAAUCGUAGGGCUGUUGAAAAGAUUCGUAUUGUCUUUAAAAAAAGAAACUAAACUACAAGCAAAAAAACUGCAAAAAGGGAAGAAAGUUGAAAAGACUGUUGAAAAAGAGAAAUGCAUCCAGGAAGAGGAAAAUGAUGUGGAAGAGGACAGUGAUGAAGAAAUUGUGAUUGAAGAAGAAGCUCUGAGCGAUGAAGAAAUUGUGAGUGACGAAGAAGCUCUGAGUGAUGAAGAAAUUGUGAGUGAGGAAGAAGCUCUUAGUGAUGAGGAAAUUGUGAGUGAGGAAGAAGCUCUGAAUGAUGAGGAAAUUGUAAGUGAAGAAGAAGAAGAAGCUCUGAAUGAUGAAGAAAUUGUGGAUAAGCAAAAUGAAGAAUCUAAAGAAAAUAUCUCCGAUAGCGAGGACGAGGAUAGUGCUAAACCAAAAAUUACAACUCUUGAUCAGUCAAGCAAUGCAGAAACACCAAAGGAAUCUGUUUUAUCCGGCGCGCAGUCAUUUUAUUCGACUGAAGAUAAUAAUUUGAAAGAAGAAUCUUCUGAAGAAGAAGAAGAGGAGAUUGACCAAAGUAAGAAGAAGAAAAAACUUACGCCAGCAGAAAGAGCAGAAAUAGCAAAGAAAGAAGAAGAAAGGAUUUCCAAAAUAGAAAAUGAAUUAGCUGAUUCAACGAUUCCACCACAGAGCGCAGAACAGUUUGAUCGACUGUUACUAGCCAAUCCUAAUUCGUCGAAAUUAUGGUUGCAGUACAUGUCUAUGCAUAUCGCGACAACUGAAUUGGACAAGGCUAGAGCUGUAGGAAAACGCGCUCUGGAUACAAUAAAUAUGACGCUAGUUAAAGAGAAGUAUAAUGUUUGGAUCGCUUUACUUAAUCUAGAAAACAUGUACGGAACCAAGGAAUCGUUUGAUAAAACUUUCGAAGAGGCAGUUAGAUGUAACGACUCGUUGGAAAUAUAUUUGAACGUUAUACAAAUGCUUGCAACAUCUGGGAAGUUGCAAGAAAUGGAGGAAAAAAUUAAGAAAGUUAGGGCCAAGGAAAAACAAAACACUAAAAUGUGGUUGGAAAUAAGCCGAAUUUAUUAUUCUUUGGGGCAAUUCAAAGAGGCCCGAAAUGUGAAAGAAUCGGCAUUGAAGUCAAUUCUGGACAAAAAACGACAAUUUGAUCUCAUUGUGAAAUUCGGAAUAAUGGAAUUUCAGUUGGGUGAGUUAGAUCAAGCGGUUGCUAAUUUCGAAACAAUUUUGGAUACUUACCCAAGUAAGGUCAAUAUUUGGAUUAUUUACGUUGACCAGUUGGUACGAAAAAAGAACUUUGAGGCCGCAAGGAAAACUCUUGAAAGAGCCAUUAGUCAAAAGUUUGCCAUGAAGACUAUGAAAGUGCUGUUCCAAAAGUUCAUUAGUUUUGAAGAACAGUAUGGGAGUCCCGAAUCGGUAGAAGACAUCAAAAGUAAGGCAAAAGAAUAUCUUGCUUCGUUGGGUGUCAAAUGAUACAAAGUAUAAAAUAAUUAAGCAAUUUAAAUAUGAAAUAAACAGCAAUUCAUUUUAUAACUAA